Amoebophrya sp. A120 is the source of this 2543-nucleotide messenger RNA. The record is from the annotation of a GenBank genome assembly. NCBI's taxonomy places the organism in Eukaryota, Dinophyceae, Syndiniales, Amoebophryaceae.
GCUUUCUGUUUUUUCUCUUCGCUUACUAUGAAACCGAACCUCGUCGGCGUCCUAAUCAAUAGUGCGCUGUAUAUUUCAUUUUCUGCACUUAAUAUGCAACAUCAAAAUAACUAAGGACUGACUGACAAUGGGCGAACAGCAAGCUCUCAAUGAGGAAGCCCCAAGUGCCGCGAAGUCGGCGGCCCACGGCGAAGGCACGAGCGUGCCGUCUUCGGCUUUGAACAAGGCCUCCCUUCCAACAACCACUCCUGACGAAGACGAAUCUUCCCUCUUCGAAGACCGAGAACGCGCGAGGAAAGGCCUCGCCCCCUCCGGCAUCCUCCGCGUGGGGUUGAACCUGGCAAACAAACUUUUGACAAGCUCCAUCGCGUCACAAACCGACAGCUGCACGCAGGCGGAAGGCGUUGCGCCGGAGCUGGCGGAGGAGCUCGCGAACGAGCUCGGCGUUCCGGUGCAGUUUGUCCCCUACCCAUCCCCAAAAGCCUUGGCGGAGGACAGCACCAGCGAAAAGUGGGACAUCGCGUUUCUAGGCAAAGACCCCAGUCGAGCAACCUCACUGGCUUUUUCCCUACCCUACGCCGACAUCCCCUGCGCUUUUUUGGUAAAAAAGGAGUUGGCAGAGGAAGAUAGCACAACUGCGUCGGCGGUACAACUUGAAAAAGUCGAUAAACCCGGUUUUAAGAUUGCUUCGUUCCGCGGCGCCUGUUACGAUUUGUGGCUGCAGAGGAAUUUGAAGCACGCGCAGUUGAUCCAAGCCGACAGUUUCGACAUGUCCGUCUUGUUGUUCGAAGACGGCCGCGCCGACUGCGUUGCGGGCGUCGUGGGGCAGCUCUUGUCGAAGGAGAGCAGUGACUUCAAGCUUCUUCCUGGCCCGGCGUUCAUGACCGUUCCGCAGGCGAUCGCGGUCCCGGUGCAAAAGACGAAGGAUUUAUCGAGAAUCAUCCGGUUUCUUGACACCUUCGUCGCGAAACGGCUCGACGAAGCAAGUAGAACUGGAGAUGAACAGGAGGCGACCUGCAGUAGUACAACUAUCGUAGACCUGUUGAAGAGGCAUAAAGUGCACAUCCGCUUGCUUCCCCACGAGCAGAAGCAGCUCGAUCGCCUGCGCAUCACGGUACUCGGGUGCGGCGCCAUGGGCAGUAUCUACGCAGCGCUACUCGCGUCCGCGGGCAACAUCGUGACCGCGGUCGAUGUCUGGAAAGACCAUGUGACGGCCAUGCGAGAGAAGGGGUUGAAGGUCGAGGGCGCGAGCGGGGGACGGACGAUACUGCUGAGUCAGGUGUCCACGGACGCAAGCGACAUAGUCGGCGGGACCCAGGACCUCGUGAUCAUCGCCACCAAGGCGGCCCAAGUGCCCGCGGCGGUGAAGGCCGGCGCGCGAUUGCUGCGUACGGACGACCCGAAAGCGUGCAUGUUGCUGAUUCAAAACGGAAUUGGGACGACCGAGGAAGGAAUUUGCGAAAUACUGGGUAUAAAUGUAGUUUUAGGUUUUUGGUUGAGUAGUUUGUUUCAGUUUCUUUAGCAGUUUUUCUAUCAGCUUGACAGCACCUUCCGAAUGUAUGAUAUGGUGGGAUCGCAGCAUCCAUGCAUUGAAAUUGAAUAACCUUGUUCAACGCCGCAGGCCCCUCCGGUCCGAGGAAAAUUCUUCUCGGUAUCGCCAGCAACUUUGGCGCCUGCAUGAAGGGACCGGGCCAGGCCGAACACAAAUCAAUGAACCUGAUCGUGAUGGGCGAAAUGGCAAAACCAGACGAGGAGACACAAACAACUGCCACAGACCCCCUACUUUCCGCCCGCGUACAGCGAGUGCAGCAGGCUUGGAGUGAUGCGGGCUUCACCACAAAAGGCUCAGCGGACAUCCACGCGGACAUCUGGGAAAAACUGAUUUGCAACUGCGCCAACUCCGCCGUGUCCGCGGUGCUGGGUUUUACCGUCGGACAAAUCCUCGACUGCCCGGAGGCCCGUAACCUGAGCCUGACGUGCGCAAAGGAAGCCGCGAAGGUGGCCACGGCGAAGGGCAUCAAGCUAAAAUGCGGCAAUAGCGACGCCGAGAUCGAGGCACACGUGCUGAAAUUUGGAUCCACUGUGAGACAAGCGCAGCCGUCGAUGCUGCAGGACCAUCUAGCGAAGCGGAAGUAUUUUUGGCUUAGCGGAUGCGUUGUUCUGAUUCUGUUGUGGCCUUUCUCAGCUUUGAUUUUGCGUUUGUAAGUAACGAAAACCAAAGCACAUAUUUGUUCUUUUGGGCAAACAAACUUUUGAAACAUGAAAACCAGGUGCGAAAUCGGAGCAAUCAAUGGGGCAAUACCACUAGAGGCCGCAAAGGUUGGGUUGGAAGCACCGACGAACAAAAUUUUGGCGGACAUAAUAGUCGCUCGGGAGUCUGCCUUUUGAAACCCUAGACGCAGUUAACUUACGCCACCGCGAUGUCGUAAAUUACGAUCAAUGCAGCAGCAGCUGUAGAAUGCCACUCCUAAAUUUCAUGAGGAGGCUCAAUGAAAAUGAAAGUGUUCACGCGUUGGCGGUGCUCCGGCCUCACUGGUGUCGCA